CCAUUCCAUUCCAUCAAUUCUCUGCUUUUGAUUUUUUUAAUUUUUUCCCUUCUGUAGCUCUAACCAAGUAGGUCUACGCCUACUUUCUCUCCAUUUUAUUGUAUUCUUGAACAUUAGAGCUUGCCUACCUUCACUUGCAGCGAAGGCCGGCUCAUUGUAAUUUGGAUCAACGUCCCAGCUCAAAGCUAGCUGGCUGCUUUACAGUGACACAACAGUAGCAACACCAGCGGCAAAGCAGAUUCUUAACAUUGUACGCUCCGCGAGCGGAGACCUACAUAUCGAUUCAUCAUGGGCGGCGAGAGCAAGUCCGCCGCCGGCGGCCUCAAGUCGUACCCCUUACAGGCGCCUAAACCUGUUGGCAAAUGGAUUGAGAACAUCUACAAGGAGCGUCUUAACCAAUUCAAGGAUGGAGGCCAAUAUUCUGUUCAGAAUGUUGUAGGCAUGCUUCAGGAGGCCGUCGCCAAAGGCGCACCCCACGUCAAGCUUUCGGUCUGGGACGCUCCUGGCCAAACCCGCCCCAAGUUCGACGAGGCGACGUCCCACGAGUUCGAGCCUACCGACGUCGGCGCCUGGUUCGGUCCGGCAUGGUCGACGCAUUGGUUCAAGAUUCAGCUCAAGAUCCCUGAACACAUGCUCAAGGCGGAUCUCCUCGAGUUUCAUUGGAACGCAGGCAACGAGGGCAUGGUAUGGACCGAGGAGGGCAACCCGAUCCAGGGCCUGAGCGAGCAGCAGCGCGAGGAGUGGGUCAUCCCCGACUCCUUCCGCGAUGGCAAGGAGCACAUUAUAUACAUUGAGAUGGCGUGCAACGGCAUGUUCGGCGUGGCGCCUGGAGAUUCGAUCCAACCCCCAGACCCUAACAAAUACUUCCGGCUCGGAAAAGCCGAGAUAGUCGCUAUUAACCCCGAGGCUCGCCAGCUGAUUGUCGAUCACUGGAUCAUUGGUGAUGCAGCGAGGGAAUUUCCCCAGGAUUCGUGGGAGCAGCACAAAGCGCUCAAGGUCGCUACAGACAUGAUGGAGGCCUUUGAGUUCGGCAACAAGGAUUCGAUCCUGAAAUCUCGCAAAAUUGCACGUGAGUAUCUGGGCGACGUCAACUCGCACAAGGUGUAUGACAGUGACAAGGAGGCUCUCGUCUACGGCAUCGGCCACUGCCAUAUCGAUACCUGCUGGCUUUGGCCUUGGGCCGAAACAAGGCGCAAAACCGCCAGGUCCUGGUCCAAUCAGUGCGACCUGAUGGAUCGGUACCCAGAGUUGCACUUCGCUGUUUCGCAGGCGCAGCAAUACAAGUGGCUCAAGGAGGACUAUCCUUACGUGUUUGACCGCAUCAAGAAAAAGAUCAAGGAGGGUCGUUUCCACCCGAUCGGUGGAAGCUGGGUUGAACAUGAUACGAACAUGCCUAGCGGAGAGUCACUCGUGCGCCAGUUCCUUUACGGUCAACGGUUCUUCGAGGGUAACUUUGGGAAGCGGUGUCAGACAUUUUGGCUUCCAGACACUUUUGGAUACUCAAGCCAGCUGCCCCAGAUCUGUCGUCUUGCUGGCAUGAACCGUUUUCUGACGCAAAAGUUAAGCUGGAACAACAUCAACAAGUUCCCCCAUACCACUUUCAACUGGGUUGCUUUGGAUGGAUCCCAGGUUAUUUGUCAUAUGCCACCUUCAGAGACGUACACAUCCGAAGCCAACUUUGGUGAUGUCAAGAGGAGCAUUACCCAACACAAGUCGAUGAACCAGGACGAGACUUCACUUCUCAUCUUCGGCCAUGGCGACGGAGGUGGUGGUCCUACCUGGCAACAGCUCGAGAAGCUACGCCGUUGCCGCGGUAUUAGCGACAAGGUUGGACUUUUGCCCAGACUCCACCUGGGCAACACGGUCGACGACUUCUUUGACAAGCUUCAGAACAAGGCAGACGAGUUUGUGACGUGGUACGGCGAGCUGUACUUUGAGCUGCACCGUGGCACGUACACCACCCAGGCCAAUAAUAAGCUGAACAACCGCAAGUCGGAGACUGUUCUGCGGGAUCUUGAGUUCCUUGCUACCAUUGCGACGAUCAAGGACAAUAAGUACAAGUACCCGAAGAAGGAAAUUGAUGACAUGUGGGAGUGGACAUUGCUAUGCCAAUUCCACGACUGCUUGCCCGGCAGUUCCAUUGAGAUGUGCUACGAUGAUUCUGAUGAGCUAUACGCAAAACUGUUCGACACUGCGGCUCGUGUACGAAAGGAGAUUUACGAUGUUCUUGGCUUGUCCGAUGUCCAGGCUACGAGCGUUCAAAGUGCCGUUGCUCUAAACACCCUGCCGUGGCAUCGCAAGGAGAUCAUAGACAUUAACGAGAAUGAGGGCGCCGUUGCUUGUGGUUCCGGAAACGUCUUGCGUGUGCAUCCCUUCAAGACCUCUGAGAAGAAGCAGGUUUCGGUCAGCCAGGAGGAUGAUGGCGUGUUUAUCAUGGAAAAUGACGACCUCAAGAUCAAGGUUAAGAACGGUGUUAUCACCUCGAUGUACGACCGUCGGGUCGGUCGUGAGGUCAUCCCCAAGGGAGGCAAGGCCAACCAGUUUGUCAUUUUCGACGACAAGCCGCUAUACUGGCAAGCAUGGGACGUUGAGGUUUACCACCUUGACAGCCGCAAGGAGCUCACUAGUGGAACAACCGAGAUUGCCGAGGACAAGGCUCAUCGUGUUAGCGUGGUGACCAAGACCAAGAUCAGCGACAACAGCUCUAUCAAAACAACCAUCAGUCUUUCUGCUGCCAUUCAAGGACAGCAGUCGCACGUGGAGGUGCAUAGCGAGGUUGACUGGCACGAGACUAUGAAGUUCUUGAAGGUUGAGUUCCCCGUCGACGUCCGAAACACAGAGGCCUCGUACGAGACGCAGUUUGGAAUCAUCAAGCGCCCAACGCACUACAACACUACCUGGGAUAUGGCCAAGUUUGAGGUGUGCUGCCACCGCUUCGCAGAUCUGUCAGAGAACGGCUACGGCGUGUCGAUUCUGAAUGAUAGCAAGUACGGGUUUGCGACAGUUGGAAACCUGAUGCGAUUAUCGCUGUUGAGGGCACCCAAGGCGCCCGACGCACAUGCAGACAUGGGCAAGCACCACAUACGCUGGGCAAUUCUUCCACACGAAGGUGGACUGGGUCACACGACAGUGCACCGAGCGAUCGAGUUCAACAACAAGCUGACGGUGCUGUCGAAGCCGGCGGAUGAGGUGGCGACAAUGCUGGCAUCGUGUCCCAUCAAGGUCACUGGUAAUCCGUCAUUGGUCCUGGACACGGUCAAGCGUGGUGAGGACGACGAGGAUGUCAGUGUUGGCUUGCUCCCAGCCCGCAAGGGACGCAGUGUGAUUUUGCGCAUCUACGACAGCCUGGGAGGAAAAGCGCGGGGCGCGGUAGAGACCAGUUGGGAUGUCAAGAAGGUGCGCAAGGUGAACAUUCUUGAAGAUGACGGAGACGAGGUUGAGUUUAAGGAUGGCAAGUUUGAGAUUGAGCUCAGGGCCUUUGAGGUAGCUACUUUCCGACUGGAGCUGUGAAGCUGUUGACUCUUUGUUGUAUAUAGCGAUUGAUUCGGGUGUAUGUAUCAGUUUACCACAGAUUGUGUUCAACUAGGUAGUCUAGUAAAAAUGGCAGAUAUUUUAGUAUUGAGAGUGUGUACAGGAGGAGGUAGUUAGUAAUCGACGG
Messenger RNA from Pyricularia grisea, 3658 nucleotides. RefSeq lists its product as uncharacterized. Gene Ontology annotation, molecular function: alpha-mannosidase activity; carbohydrate binding. Gene Ontology annotation, biological process: oligosaccharide catabolic process; mannose metabolic process. The coding region runs from base 289 to 3510 and encodes 1073 amino acids. The transcript is spliced from 4 exons. The record is from RefSeq and is a predicted model, not a curated record. Lineage: Eukaryota; Fungi; Ascomycota; Sordariomycetes; Magnaporthales; Pyriculariaceae. Gene Ontology annotation, cellular component: fungal-type vacuole membrane.